AUGGAAUCAACUAAAUCUAAUUUGGCAUCUGAAAUAAUUGAUCAUAAAGAAAUUUUGUUUUAAGUCUUACUGCAUCUUGAAAAGGUUAACGACUUAAGAUAAAUGUCUUCAAGAGUAAGAGAAUUAAUUGCUGAAUACAGGAUAUUCUAAAAGAAAACCCUUACCAAGGAAACUGAGACAUUGGUUAGUGGACUUGAGACAUUCUUGCUAAUGAAAGAGCUUAUACUCAAUACAAAAAUAAGUAAAAAGAAUCUGUAAGAAGCUCUGAAAGAUCACCCAUAAGAAGUCAAGAGUUCAAUCAACCAUUUAAAGAAAUGCUUAGUGGUAAAAAAUGACUAGACCUUUAUCUAAACAAGCAUAUUUGAUAUACCUAACUAAUUCUGGCUGAGUGGUCUUGACUCGUUCUACUUUAAGGAUUCGCCUUAUAAGCAAGUGUCAUUCAAGGAGUUCGGAAAGAACCGUGACAACUACGAAUAUAUAAAAGAAUUCAACAAAUUGAAUUCCUAUGCACCUCAUUACUGCCUUUACAACUCUACGACAGGAGAUUAUAUCUAAAUAAAUAAGGGUUUCAUUGAUGGCAUAGCAGAUACUGAUGGAAAUGAUAUGAAUGGUCAGCAUGCUGACAAGAAUAAAUAUCAUUUCCUCGCUGAUAGUCAACAAUUCUCUGCUGUUGAUAUAGAUUUUAGCGACCCAGCUGCACUCCUUAGAAGACAGAAGGGCAUUUUAGAAGCAAUUAACAAGCAUAUGAAUACUGAAACAUUUGAGCCAUUAAAAUUGCUUUCAAGGGGUAUCAAUACAUAUAUCGUUUUGCUUUGUCAUGGUGGAAAAUUUGCUUUGAAUGUGUAUCAAGGUACCAAAAUUAUAUUUUCCAGAACUGACAAGAAAUAUGUCUCCAGAGGAAAGCAAGGUGGUAGAUAAAUGAAUAAAGAUAAGGUUGCUAAUGUCAUGUCUAGUGUAGGAUCUGAAAUGCGAAGGAACAAUGAAAAGAUACUUUAAGAGCAUAUCCUAGAGUAUAUGGAAGAGGCUAAGCAAUACAUUGAAGAGGCUGAUGUGAUAUUCUUGCAUGCACCUGGUCUAAAUAAAAUGAUAUUCUUAAGCGAAAGCUAGUCACUCUAGAAGGUAGCACAUAAAGUUAGGAAUAUAGAAUUCAGGAGUAAAAAUGCUAACUUCAGCGAGGCUCAAGAACUUGUGAAGAAAAUCACAGAGUGCAAAGUCUUUCUAAAAGCUGAGAUUAAUUCAUCUUCUAAUUGA
This is a messenger RNA of Stylonychia lemnae, 1251 nucleotides long. The record is from the annotation of a GenBank genome assembly. Lineage: Eukaryota; Ciliophora; Spirotrichea; Sporadotrichida; Oxytrichidae.